CUGAGAGAUAUCAGCCAAUAACAGGUUGAUAAUGGUCCCCUCCCUGUACUGAUACCCGUCCUGGGGUUCAGCUGGCCGUAUUAGGUUGUGUGUCACUCCUAGUUACAGUAGCACAGAUAUGAUAACACAGAUUGAGCCUCUCUUAGAUUGAUCCUUCUUCUUCUAGCAGUAAGCCUAUGGUCACUUGUUCUAUGGUAAAGGGUCUUCAAGUCUGAACUUUGCACCUAUUGUCUAUCAGAGAUCACAUAACCCAGUGCCUAGACUUGUGUUGUGUAAAGAGCACGCCCCUCCCAGUCUCUAUUGGUUCCCGCUCUUCUGACAAGGCUGUGUAAAUGUAGAAGUGAUCUGGGAGGAGGACCAAAGGUUCUUUGAUGGGGGAAGAGUGCCAGCUGGUUGGGACCUCCACAGAGAACAUCUCCUCACUCAUAUCUACCUGAUCCAGAUGGAAGUGAACUAACCCUCUCAUAUCUAUUGAUGAUGUUUUUCUAUUUUUCCAGGACACGCCAUGGAGAAACCCUCAAUGGAUCGUCUCACUUUAUCUCCAGGUUGUAAAAUGGAAGAUGAGGACAUCACAGGAGAUUGUGGAGGAGAAAAGACAAUGAGCUCCACUAUGGAUGGAGGACUUCACCGUGUGGAUAGACCAUGGAAUCCUUCUGACUCUGAGCACCCUCGUACUGUGAGGGGUGGGGCCGGGAUUCAGGGGGAGGGGAAAGCUUCCUUUCCUGAAUGUGAGGAAAGUUCUAGCUCUGAAUUACGUUUUUUUAAGCAUCAGAGAUCUCACACAGGGGAGAGACCGUAUUCCUGUCCUGAGUGCGGGAAAUUUUUUAAGCAGAAAGCAACACUUGCCAUACAUCAAAAAUCCCACACAGGUGAGAAGCCGUUUUCCUGCUCUGAGUGCGGGAAAUGUUUUACAUUGAAAUAUGAACUUGUCAGACAUCAAAUAACUCACACAGGGGAGAGACCGUAUUCCUGUUCUGAGUGCGAGAAAUGUUAUCAGUGGAAAUCAGAACUGGUCAGACAUCAAAGAACUCACAGAGGGGAGAAGCCGUAUACCUGCUCUGAGUGCGGGAAAUGUUAUCUACAGAAAGCAGAACUUGACAAACAUCAAACUUCUCACACAGGGGAGAGACCGUUUUCCUGUCCUGAGUGCGGGAAGUCUUAUCCGCUGAAAUCAACACUUGGCAGACAUCUAAAAACCCACACCGGUGAGAAGCCGUAUUCCUGUUCUGAGUGCGGGAAAUGUUUUGCAGAAAAAUCCUAUCUUUACCUCCAUCAUAGAACUCACACAGGGGAAAAGAAGUAUACCUGCUCUGAGUGCGGGAAAUGUUAUGACCGGAAAUCAGAACUUGUCAUACAUCAAAGAUCUCACACAGGGGAGAAGCCGUAUUCUUGUCCUGAGUGCGGGAAAUGUUUUGCAGAAAAAUCCUAUCUUUACGUCCAUCAUAGAACUCACACAGGGGAAAAGAAGUAUACCUGCUCUGAGUGCGGGAAAUGUUAUAACCGGAAAUCAGAACUUGUCAGACAUCAAAGAUCUCACACAGGGGAAAAGAAGUAUACCUGCUCUGAGUGCGGAAAAUGUUAUGACCGGAAAUCAGAACUUGACAGACAUCAAAUUUUUCACACAGGGGAGAGACCGUAUUCUUGUCCUGAGUGCGGGAAGUCUUAUCUGCGGAAAAUAACACUUGUCAGACAUCAAAGAUCUCACACAGGGGAGAAGUCGUUUACCUGCUCUGAGUGCGGGAAAUGUUAUGACCGGAAAACAGAUCUUGAUAGACAUCAAACUUCUCACACAGGGGUGAGACCGUAUUCCUGUCCUGAGUGCGGGAAGUCUUAUCCGCUGAAAAUAACUCUUGUCAGACAUCUAAAAAUCCACACCGGUGAGAAGCCGUAUUCCUGUUCUGAGUGCGGGAAAUGUUUCGCAGAGAAGUCCCAUCUUUACCGCCAUCAUAAAUCUCACACUGGGAAAAAGAAAUAAUAAUAAAGAUGAAAAAAGUAAUUCUUCCUUGUGUGCGGGAAAAGUUCCACUGAAAUCAGAACUUGUCACACAUCAAAGAUUUUACAUGGGUGAGAAUCCGUAUUCCUGUCCCCGGUGUGGGAAGUGUUAUCCACAUAAAUCAACACUUGUCCGACAAUAAAAAUUCCAUAAGGGUGAGAAGCCGUAUUCCUGUCCUGAGUGCGGGAAAUAUUGUCAUUGGAGAUCACAGAUUCUUCUACAUGAAUCAGAGAAUUCACACAAGCAGAUGACCCAUUCCUGCAGAAAGGGUGGAAUUUUUUUUUCACAGAAGUCCACUCUUUACUGACAUCAGAGGAGCAUU
This is a messenger RNA of Rana temporaria (common frog), 2315 nucleotides long. RefSeq names its product zinc finger protein OZF-like. Bases 506 to 1975 code for a protein of 489 amino acids. Gene Ontology annotation, cellular component: nucleus. Lineage: Eukaryota; Metazoa; Chordata; Amphibia; Anura; Ranidae. The record is from RefSeq and is a predicted model, not a curated record. Gene Ontology annotation, biological process: regulation of transcription by RNA polymerase II; central nervous system development. The transcript has a single exon. Gene Ontology annotation, molecular function: RNA polymerase II cis-regulatory region sequence-specific DNA binding; DNA-binding transcription factor activity, RNA polymerase II-specific.